Phaeoacremonium minimum UCRPA7 is the source of this 963-nucleotide messenger RNA. Its product is annotated as putative ascus development protein. Gene Ontology annotation, biological process: carbohydrate transport; transmembrane transport. Gene Ontology annotation, molecular function: carbohydrate:proton symporter activity. The transcript has 6 exons. NCBI's taxonomy places the organism in Eukaryota, Fungi, Ascomycota, Sordariomycetes, Togniniales, Togniniaceae. The record is from RefSeq and is a predicted model, not a curated record. Gene Ontology annotation, cellular component: membrane. The coding region runs from base 1 to 963 and encodes 320 amino acids.
AUGAACCACAUCGGGGUCGGAUAUGCUGUGACUUUCUGGGACGAUCCUCAUGGCGAGCGUGUCGGCUGGCGUUUCUCCAUCGCCGUGCAGCUGAUCCCGGCUCUCAUAUUUGCUAUCGGCCUGCCGUUCCUCCCUGAAACUCCUCGUUGGCUAGUUGAGCACAACGACCUUGAUCGUGCUCGGGCGACCCUCACCUACUUCCGAGAAGGGUCUCAUUCACAAGACCAGAUUGAAGCUGAAUUUGCUGACAUACAAGCGAGUGUUACAGCCUUCAAGGCAUCCGGUUUGACAUGGACUUCACUGUUCAGAGAACCAGCCCUGUUUAAUCGUCUUUGGCGUGCUGCUCUUCUUCAGUUCAUGGCGCAGAUGUGUGGUGCAACAGCGAUGAAGUACUACUUGCCCACACUUUUCAAAGUCCUUGGGCUUGGAACCCGGCUCAGCUUACUUGCUGGUGGCAUUGAGAGUACAGCGAAAAUUGGCUGUACCAUUCUCGACAUGCUGAUCAUCGACAAAGCAGGACGCCGUUUGACACUUGUUAUAGGUGCGGGGACUAUGGCGUUUGCGAUGUUGAUUAAUGGUGCUGUUCCACUCGCAUAUCCUGGCAACGUCAACCGGGCAGCAGACUACACAUGCAUUGUAUUCAUAUUCAUUUACGCAAUUGGCUACAGUAUGGGUUUUGGUCCUGCAGCUUGGGUCUACGGUUCAGAGAUCUUCCCUACUGCUGUCCGUGCGAGAGGCCUCAAUUUCGCAGCUUCAGGAGGUGCUAUUGGCUCCAUCAUCGUAGCCCAAAUCAUUUUUCUCCUUUAUCCUGAAACAAAAGGUGUGCAACUCGAGGACAUGGAUCGUCUUUUCGGCACGCCAAACCUCAUCGACGAAGCGCAAAGCACUCACCUGGCUGCUGAAGACUCCGCAAACAGGAACACGACCGACCCUAGGGAAGCCGGUGUAGCGAAGGCUGUUUGA